Molecule: messenger RNA, 216 nt
Organism: Eruca vesicaria subsp. sativa (arugula)
Lineage: Eukaryota; Viridiplantae; Streptophyta; Magnoliopsida; Brassicales; Brassicaceae
Source: the annotation of a GenBank genome assembly
AUGGUGAGAGCCCACCUGUACUUGGAGUUUAAAUUCCAAGUUAUUGUCGGAGGAGAACUAGCUGGUGGUGAAACAUGUUCGGCUCUUGCUAAGUCUUCCUUACCGCCGCCUCGUCCGAAGUCUCCACCGGAAUAUCCAGAUUUGUACGGGAAACGCAGAGAGGCGGCGAGAGUCCAGAUGCUAGAGAGAGAGAUAGGUUUUCUCGAGGCAAGUUAA